UAUAUAUAUAUAUAUAGUUGGGGAUAUCAGUUUGGUGGUGGUUUUGUUGAUUGGAGAUAGCCAUGACAAAGAAGGAUGAAGAAUCAUCAGAAUACUUGUCGGAGAAUGAUGAAAUUGAUGUGGAAGCCAACUCAAGAAAUAAUAUGAGUGAUGAUCAAGAAGAAGAAGAAGAAGAAGAAGAAGAGGGUGCUGCUGAGGAGGCUCCAUUUUCUUCUCACCAAUGGCCCCAAAGUUUCAGAGAGUCAAUUGACUCAUAUACAAUUUCCGCAUCACCUGGUUUUGGACUCCUACGACGUGGAUCCAGUAUUAUAUCGGAAGUCGGUAGUAGAGUAUUCUUGGACUCAGAUCUGCAGACGCAUUUGCUUGAAAAGGAAAAAGUUCAGGAGCAAAAUGUCAUGGAUGGAAAGUCAGUAACAAAAGCAUCUUGGUCAGAGAAGGCUUCUUCAUUGCAUGAGCAACUGACUGGGGAACUUCCAAUUUCCUAUGGAUGCAGCUUAACUCAGACUAUAUUCAAUGGUGUCAAUGUCAUGGCUGGAGUUGGGCUGCUUUCUACCCCUUAUACAGUGAAAGAAGCUGGCUGGGCUAGUUUGUUAGUGUUGGUACUUUUUGCAGUCAUAUGUUGGUACACAGCUUCUCUUAUGAGGCAUUGCUUCGAGAGCAGGGAAGGCAUCAUAACCUACCCCGAUAUUGGAGAAGCUGCAUUUGGAAAAUUUGGACGCCUUUUUAUAUCUAUUAUCUUGUACAUGGAGUUAUAUUCAUACUGUGUAGAAUUUAUAAUUUUGGAAGGAGAUAACCUUACAAGUCUUUUCCCCGGAUCUUCACUAAACUGGGAUGGACUUAAACUUGAUUCAACUCACUUCUUUGGAAUUCUGACUGCCCUAAUUAUUCUGCCAACUGUUUGGUUGAGGGACCUUCGUCUAAUAUCAUACCUCUCAGCCUGUGGGGUCCUUGCAACCAUAAUAAUUUUUCUGUGUGUGAUUUUCCUUGGUACGGUGGAUGGAGUUGGAUUUCACAAUACCGGUCAGGUUGUGAACUGGAGUGGUAUUCCUUUUGCUAUCGGAGUAUAUGGUUUUUGUUACUCCGGGCACUCAGUGUUCCCAAACAUCUACCAAUCUAUGGCUGACAAAUCAAAAUUCAAUGUGGCACUUAUAAUAUGCUUUGUCCUCUGUGUUCUAAUAUAUGGAGGUGUUGCAAUAAUGGGGUAUCUCAUGUUUGGUCAAAGCACAUUAUCUCAGAUAACUUUAAAUAUGCCGGACAGUUCAAUUGCUUCAAGAGUUGCAGUAUGGACCACUGUUAUCAACCCAUUCACGAAAUAUGCGUUGCUGAUGAAUCCCUUGGGAAGAAGCAUAGAGGAAUUGCUGCCCGUGAGAAUCUCUAGUAGUUUCUGGUGUUAUAUUCUCUUAAGGACAGCGCUUGUCUUUUCUACAGUAUGCGUUGCAUUUCUUCUUCCCUUUUUUGGUCUUGUGAUGGCUCUGAUUGGUUCUCUUCUCAGUGUACUGGUGGCUGUAAUAAUGCCAGCUUUAUGUUUCCUAAAGAUUAUUGGAAAGAGAGCAACAAGGACACAGACAAUGUCUAGCAUCGCCAUCGUUGCGGUUGGCAUUGCAAGUGCAGCUCUUGGGACUUACUCCUCACUGUUGAGAAUCGUGAACGAGUAUUGAAAUGAAGCCUAAAACCUUUUUUCAUUUGUGGGGGGUGUGGAGAUGUUAGCAAUAAAACAUUUCUUAUUUACCGUCCUGUACUUUUGAUCUCUAUGCCAAAAUAUUACCCGUCUUCUUCUCAGUUUCACUUUAUAGCAACUUUACGACCCCAUUAUUGCUUUAUUAUUAUGGGGCAUCUCUCUUUCUGACUUUGAUUGCCUAUGUUAUUAACUGUUGUUACAUGAUUACUGGUUUGAGAAUGAAUAAAGGGGGAUAAUUACCCAUGUUCUUUGAUCA
Molecule: messenger RNA, 1934 nt
Organism: Lycium ferocissimum
Lineage: Eukaryota; Viridiplantae; Streptophyta; Magnoliopsida; Solanales; Solanaceae
Product: amino acid transporter AVT1A
Exons: 12
Coding region: 63-1658 (531 amino acids)
Cellular component (GO): plasma membrane
Source: RefSeq, a predicted model, not a curated record